ACCCGCAUGAUUGCCGCGACUGGUCUUCGGGCCUGCCUUCUGCAUCUCCGCCAAUCGGACCUAUGCUGCCAGACGGAAGUGCCCAGCCCUCUAAUCUUAGCCUCCCGCCGAACAUAUCGCCACUUUCUCCAAGUGCUUCCACGUAUUUGCGAUGUCGUCCGGAGUCAACCUUGGCCCACGACCCGACGCUUGAACAGCAGUGCCGUUUAUCCCACACACUGCUCGAAAGACGCAAAUCAUACCCCACUCAUAGCCUUACUUCAUCUCCGUCUUCAUUGUUGAUGGCCUUGCCUCCCCGGUCGGGCAGUAAGACGCAAUUUCGGCCAUUGUCACGGGCUGUUCCGCAUCAUCUUGAGACGGCCAAUAUCCCCAUUAAGCCGAGCCUUGCAUUGCCUAGUGAACCCAACCAACUCUAUCCGGGCAAGAUACCCUCCAUACCUGUGCCGACAUCGUCUAAACCCAAUUCUAUCUCCAGAUUUAUUGCCAGCAAAAGAGAUGAUUUUGCUGCCAGCACAAAUGUGACUCAGCUCGACAACAACAAAUUGAAGAUUGCUCGCCAGAUGACCGCCUUUCGGCUUUGUGGCACUCAAAUGCCAUCGGACUGCGCCCCAUCCUUCAAACGACGUUCGCUUUCUGCAGUCAAUCCACGCCAGGCUGCCCAUCUGACUGACGUGUCCAGUUGUCAGCCCUACUACAUCGCUCAGACCAAAUCGGAUGCUACAAGCUCCAGCACGUCUACUAACGCCAUCUCGGCUUCUUCGUCACCUCAGAAAAUCUCGCAGGUUUAUCCUGCUCCUCCACCUCUUCUUGUAAAGCCUCAUAUUAUGAAGGCGCCACUGUCUUCUUCGCAAUCCUUAAGCUCGCGUUGUUCUCCUGCCGACGAAAUGCCUGGCUCUGUCAGAGACACGCCGAGUGCAUCCCUGCCUCCC
This is a messenger RNA of Protopolystoma xenopodis, 929 nucleotides long. NCBI's taxonomy places the organism in Eukaryota, Metazoa, Platyhelminthes, Monogenea, Polystomatidea, Polystomatidae. The record is from the annotation of a GenBank genome assembly.